This is a messenger RNA of Sesamum indicum (sesame), 1413 nucleotides long. RefSeq names its product putative UDP-rhamnose:rhamnosyltransferase 1. The record is from RefSeq and is a predicted model, not a curated record. Lineage: Eukaryota; Viridiplantae; Streptophyta; Magnoliopsida; Lamiales; Pedaliaceae. Gene Ontology annotation, molecular function: UDP-glucosyltransferase activity.
AUGGCGGCCAAGAACCAGCAAAACCUCCACAUAGCAGUACUCCCAUGGCUAGCCUUCGGUCACAUAAUCCCAUAUCUCGAACUCUCCAAGCACAUAGCUCAAAAGGGUCACAGAAUCUCAUUCAUUUCCACCCCAAGAAACAUCGAUCGCCUCCCCAAACUCCCACCGCAUUUGUCUUCUUCCAUAGCUCUGGUCAAAAUCCCACUCCCAAGAAUCGCUGAGCUCCCAGAAAAUGCAGAAGCCACCAUGGACAUCCAUGCCGGACAAAUGGGCCUUCUCAAGAAAGCCUUCGACGCCCUCGAACCCGGCCUAACCCGUUUCUUGGAGGAUUCACGCCCGGAUUGGAUCAUCUACGACUUUGCUGCACACUGGGUGCCUCCUGUUGCGGUCCGGCUUGGGAUUUCCAGGGCCUUCUUCUUCAUCAUCAACGCCUGGUUUUUAGGCUUUUUUGGAGCAACCGACACCUUGAUCAGCGGCUCAGACUAUCGGACCAAGCCAGAAGACUUCAUGGUCCCGCCAAAAUGGGUCAAGUUCGAGACCAAGGUAGCUUUCCGGCGCUUUGAAGCUGAGUGGUCGGACGGGGCGAGUAAAUCUAAUGAGUCGGGUUUUUCUGAUUAUUACCGUAUAGGAAAAGUUAUAGCUGGGUGUGAAGCAAUUCUUAUUAGGCACUGCAAUGAGUUUGAACCGGAGUGGUUGACUUUGCUGGAAGAGCUUCAUCAUAGGCCAGUUAUUCCGCUAGGAUUGAUGCCACCUAAAGUGCAAGAUCACAGCACAAACAAUGAUGCAAAUCAUACCGUAUGGACCGGGAUCAAAAACUGGUUGAACCGUCAAAACAAAGGGUCUGUAGUUUACGUAGCACUAGGUAGUGAAGUGACUCCUAGUCAAGAUCAGGUGGUUGAGUUAGCCCACGGGCUUGAGUUAUCCGGAGUGCCUUUCUUUUGGGUGCUACGGAAGGUCUCGGCGUCGGAGUCGAAGCCAGUGGAGCUGCCUAAUGGAUUUGAGGAGAGAGUAAGCGGUCGUGGGAUGGUUUGGAGGAGUUGGGCUCCUCAAGUGGAGAUAUUAAAGCAUGCGUCUGUGGGUGGAUUCUUGAGCCAUUGCGGGUGGAGUUCGAUCGUGGAGGGACUCAUGUAUGGUAACCCACUGAUCACACUACCCUUUCUAGUGGACCAAGGUUUGAAUUCCAGGGUUAUUGUUGAGAAGCAAUUAGGAGUGGAAAUUCCACGAAACGAGCAAGACGGGACGUACACAAGGAAGUGGGUUGCUGAUUCGGUAAAGCUGGUGAUGGUGGGAGAAGAGGGAAGGAAGUUCCAGGAGAGAGCGCAGGAGAUGAGCUUAGUAUUUGGUGAUGAGGAGUUGCACAGACGCUACAUAGACACUGCCAUUCAGUUUCUUCAAAAUCAUACAAUGCCUUAG